AUGCAAAAGCAAGUUCUGCAGGUCAGAGAUGCCUCUUGUGCUGGUACAGGUGCUUUGUACGUUGAGCCCGCAGGAGGAAUAACGGUUGACAGUGCAAAGGAAACAAAAAUUUCAUGGAAUCCUGCUUGUUUGGAUCCCGCUGGAGGAGAGAUUGAUAUUUAUCUAUAUGCUCCCCAACAACCAUCUGCCAACUUACCAAUUCACGCAUGGACACACAUUCCGGCAACCACUGGAAGUUUCCCUGUCAAAUUAGCACCAGUAUGGUGGAACGUCGUCCCAAACACCACAUCUUCCGUCGAAUUGAGUUUGAACAUCGUCCCAACCGGAAAUCAACCUUGGGAUACUGCCAAUCCAUUCGGUCCAACUUGGACGGCAACUUAUACCGCUCCUGCAAACGGUGAAUCCCCACCAAAAGAUGCUGUCGCCGGUUCGGAAGUAAACAAAUUGGUCUCAAUCUUCUACAAAGGUGGUCAUAUCACAGCAGGUGGUAAGGCUGCCGCUAUCAUCUGUCCUUUGAUCGUCUUGUUCGUUGCUAUCGGUAUCUUUGUCAGAAAGUUGCACAUCAACCGCAACAACAAGACUGCAGACUGGGCUGACCACAUGGACAAACGUAUGUCUCAAAUCUCUCUCGAUUGGCAAUCAGGUGGUGAUGGUAGCGCUGGUCCUAUGCCAGGCAGCAGACCUGCCAGCUUUAUGGGACGUCCUCAAUCCGCUUACAGACCUUCUUUGGACCAUGUUCGUGCUCUUUACAACGCCAACCUUGCCAACGGAAGCACAAGUCAGACCAAUUUGGCAGGUAUGGGCGCAAAUAUCGGUGAAGGCGAUUUCGAUCAUGAAAUGAGUGAAGCACAAGGUCAUGCUCGUUCAAUUACAGAUUCAUCCUUCGCACGUCAAUCACAAUACCGCGCCUCUCGUGUUUCAUUCGCUCCUUCUACAGAUGUCGGUACCACACAACACGGACACGCAUCUGCCCGUGGACACAGCAAGAAUUCAGCUUCUAUACCCCGUGUCGGUGCCAACAGUGGUUACCGCGGCUCAUCUGCUCGUGAUUCACAAUUCCAAGUUCCAAAGAUCGAUCCACGUUUCAAAGCUGAAAGCCAUUUGCGUAACACCGAGAACUUUGAUGAUGAUGAUGAAUUGAUGAUGUCUCCAACACAAGAAGAAGGUGCACGACCACUCAAUCUUGAAAACGUCCGACGCAGUAUCGAUGAUGAUGUUCGUAACUCCAUGUUGCGUUACCCUGCUUUGGAAAUGGUAACAAACAAUGGAUCGGAAUUGCACCUUCCACACGCUGACAAUAGGCCAAUCUCUGGAAUCGCAGACAUCCGAUCGCAAUCGCCUCAAGAUUACUUACGUCCACAAAUGCAAACAGGAAUGUUACCACCAUCCAAUGCAACUUCACCUGAUGAUGCCAUGAGACAGUAUGCUGCUCAACGUGCUGCAGGAGGUAGCCCAAUGCCAAGCAACACGAUGCGAACGCUUUACAGUGCAGCACAACCACAAAACGUUUCUCCACCAAUGGGAGGACAUCGUGCCGUUCACAGCAUCGAAGCUUCAACGAUCAAUGAAGAUGAUGUUGUUGGCUACAACGAAAUGAUUGAUCAUUCCAAGCAAUGA
This is a messenger RNA of Meira miltonrushii, 1617 nucleotides long. RefSeq lists its product as uncharacterized. The record is from RefSeq and is a predicted model, not a curated record. The transcript has 2 exons. Bases 1 to 1617 code for a protein of 538 amino acids. Lineage: Eukaryota; Fungi; Basidiomycota; Exobasidiomycetes; Exobasidiales; Brachybasidiaceae.